AUGAUAAGAACGAAUAUGAAGCAAGAAAGUAACGAAAGACAAGCAUUACUCGAUGACGAAAAAACAUCUCAUAGCAUACAUGAUCAAAAUCGACGGGCAUCUUCUCGUCUUGAAUGGACAGAAUCAACUUGGUUUCGUCUCUUCCAUAUUCUAUUUUGGUCUUGGCUUAAACCAAUUCUUUUAUCAGGAUAUAAACGACAAUUAAUAGAAAAUGACCUUGAUGACUCACCUCUGAUUGAUAAAACUUUGACACUAUUAGAGAGAUUACAAUCUUAUGAUUGGUCAUCAACAACAUCAUGGAUGAUUAUCAGAAAAGAAUUCAUGAAAGAUUUAAUUUCGGUUUAUUUAAUGGGGAUUCUCUUCUGUAUGGCCGAUAUUACACAAGUUCUAGUUUUUUGUCAACUGAUUUGGAGUAUUACAGACAAACAGACAUCGAUUUAUCGUCUCUAUUUAUAUAUUAUAUUACUCUUGUUAUCCAUUAUUUUACAAUCAAUGGCAGAACGACAAGCAGUGUUUUGUUCGAAUCGUGUGGGUAUCCGAAUUCGUAAUGCAUUGAAUAUCAUCAUUUAUAUACGUGCAUUGUCUUUGAAAUCGACAUCUUCAGAAAAAAUAAAUACAGGUCAAAUUCUGAACUUAAUCACCAGUGAUACAUUCAAAUUUGAAGAACUAUACACCAAUUUAGCUGGUCUAACGGCAUCUAUUCUUGAGACAAUUAUUCUAUUUGGUUUACUUUGUUGGAUUAUACAUCCAAUACCAGUAUUAUGUGGAUAUGCUUUGUGUCCAAUAUUUAUUCUAAUACAAAUAUAUUUCGGUCGAAAGUUUCGUCAGUGUCGUGAAAUAGCAGCUGUGUGUAGUGAUAAACGUAUGCAAGCAUAUAGUGAAUUUAUCUAUGGAUGUCAUACUGUUAAAAUGUACAACUGGGAAAAACCGAUGGAAAAUCGUAUAGUUCAAAUGCGUAAAAAUGAAUUAGAAAGUAUUCGAUACACAUCUCGUUUUCGUGCAUUCAAUAGGACUCAAUAUUUUAUCUCAACACAACUACUUUCAUUAGCUACAUUUGGUAGUGCUUGGCUUUUAGGCUAUCCAUUGACUAUAGCAAAUACUUUUCCACUUAUUAUGGCUUUUGCUUUUAUGCGAGAUAAUAUUGCGUGCUGGGUACCACUAGCAUUCGAAAAGUUCAAUGAAGCAAAACUUGCAUCAAAAAGAAUCCAUGCAUUCAUGCAUUUAACUGUGAAACAAGAACAUCAGUCUUCAACAAACACAUUGUUAAGUAAUCAGAAACAAAAAGGCAGUAUCGUCAUGUCGAAUGCUUGGUUUUCUUGGCAAAACGAUAUUUCUUGUCUAUCGUCAUUGAAUCUAUCGGUUGAAAAAGGUACAUUGGUCGGUAUUGUUGGACCAGUUGGUUGUGGUAAAUCGUCUUUGCUUGCUGCUAUUCUUGGUGAAAUGAAUCUUAUCGAAGGUCAGGUGAAUACAUAUCAUAGUUCAUUUUCAUAUGCUGCUCAAUCUCCAUGGAUAUUUGCUGAUACAUUUCGUAAUAAUAUUCUCCUAAAUCGACCAUAUGAUGCACAAAGAUAUAGGGAUGUGAUAGAUGCCUGUUGUCUUAAUGUUGAUCUUAGUCGAUUGGGAUCUUGUGAUGAUCUGGCAAUAAUCGGAGACAAUGGAGUCAAUUUAAGUGGAGGACAAAAAGCACGAGUUGGAUUAGCUCGUGCUUUGUAUGAUGAUGCCGAUAUUUAUUUGCUUGAUGAUCCUCUAUCAGCUGUUGAUCGUACAGUAGCCGAACACAUUUAUGAACGAUGCAUUGGUUCAAAUGGACUAUUGAAAAAUAAAACACGUCUAUUACUUACUCAUCAAACUCAAUUUCUUUUUGAAGCAGAUCAAAUCAUAUUUCUUUCACAUGGACAAAUCGAUAAAGAAGAUCGGUUAGAUGAAAACUUCACAAGACAAAAUGAACCUGACAAAAAACAAACAUCCGUAUUAACUACAAUGCUUGAAGACAAUCCGCCUGAAUGUGAUGAGCAAUCGAUCAUCACUGAUGAAAUAUCAGUAAAUGAUAGGUCCAAUUGGUCUCUCUAUUAUGAUUUAUUUACUGCAUUACCGUCUGGUAUUUGUGGAUUGUGUGUACUGAUUGUUUUACUCUUGUUAGGUGAAAUAUUCAAUGAUGGUGCAAACUAUUGGCUUAGUAUAUGGUUGAAACAAUCUAAAAUUGAUCGACAAUUUUCACCAAAAUAUGCUUAUAUCUAUUUUGGUUUAAUAAUAGGUGCAUUAGUCAUGGAUAUACUAGUAAGCCUGAUGGGUGAUACUCCACAUUAUCCAUGGCGUGGUUGUCAAUGUCAACGAGGAGGAGAACGUGGUGGUCAUUGCCAUUGUCCAGAUCAUGGAAAGAUGGAAAAUACCUAUUGUCGAUAUGGAGGAAAUCAUUGGAUUUGUUUUCCAUUCAGUCGUCGUCGCUCAAUUUCUUCUGAAGGAAGUUAUGAUAACGAUCAUGAAUGA
This is a messenger RNA of Rotaria sp. Silwood1, 2487 nucleotides long. Lineage: Eukaryota; Metazoa; Rotifera; Eurotatoria; Philodinida; Philodinidae. The record is from the annotation of a GenBank genome assembly.